Metopolophium dirhodum (rose-grain aphid) is the source of this 894-nucleotide messenger RNA. Its product is annotated as KRAB-A domain-containing protein 2-like. The transcript has a single exon. Gene Ontology annotation, molecular function: nucleic acid binding. Gene Ontology annotation, biological process: DNA integration. The record is from RefSeq and is a predicted model, not a curated record. Lineage: Eukaryota; Metazoa; Arthropoda; Insecta; Hemiptera; Aphididae. The coding region runs from base 1 to 894 and encodes 297 amino acids.
AUGUAUUUAAAUGAAAUGCUCAUAAAAUGUGAUAACGCAAUUAUAUUAUUAAUUGAAUCGAAACGUAACGACAACAACUUUUUUUUGAAUAAUGAAGAAUAUUGUGAACGAAUCGAAGAAAUAAAAAAAUCUAAAAUUACACUAUCUACGGCUGGAGUAAAAAAGUGUACAAAAGACUAUAGGAAUGUUCGUAAGUACGAUAUUCUUAUUAUCAACGGUAAAGAUCGUCUUAUUAAAACUAUAACCAAUACGUCAGAGGGUGUGCGUUAUUAUGUAAAAAAUGAAGAGUUGUUAGAUAUAAUUCAUUCUACACAUACAGCAAUCGGUCACGGAGGCCGAGACCGAAUGAUGGCUGAACUUAAAUUAAAAUACGCGAAUGUGACAAAGGAAACAAUAAUGGUUUAUUUAAGUCUAUGUUCUAAUAGCCAUAAAAAAUCUUCGAAUCCAAAAAGAGGGCUUGUAUCAAAACCUAUUUUACAUUCGGCAUACAACUCACGUGCUCAACUAGAUUUAAUAGAUAUGCAAUCACAGAGCGUAAAUGAUUUCCAAUUUAUAAUGAAUUACCAAGACCACCUAACAAAGUUCGUUGUACUUAAACCAUUAAAAACAAAACGUGCGGAAGAAGUUGCACAUAAUUUACUAGAUAUUUAUACAACAUUUAGAGCACCAGCCAUACUGCACUCAGACAAUGGAAGAGAGUUUGUUAAUAAUACUAUAAACGAACAGCCUUUAACUUUAUUUCUAAAUUCCAAGGUUUUACGAGAUGCCACUGUAAGACACAGUGUAAGACCAAUAGAUGUGCUUGUCGUGCAUCUACUAGAUUAUGUAAUUCUAAGUGUCAUAGCAGUUUACCGUGUAACAAUAAAGAUUAAGAUUAUGAUUUAUAAUAGCUAA